GCGAACAUAAUUCGUCCCUAAUAUUAUCAGAGACAAUGUCGCCAGUUCUGUUUGUAUUAGGGGUAUGUUUGGGAUGUAUAGGGGAGGGGCAUACGGCAGGUGGUGGGCGGGACAGGCGUCUGUUGCUAAGCGACCCUCACGCGAUGCAGUUACAACUGGAGGAGUUACAGAGGCGGAUCCAGGUCCUUGAGGCGCGGACCACGCCCACACAGUCACGUGCUGGCGCUGUGUUCACUAUCUGGGGGAAGAAGAACUGUCCGGCAGUCAAUGGGACGGACACUCUAUACUCAGGAAUCACCGGAGGUGGUAUGUACAGUCAGAAAGGAAGUGGCGUCACAACUCUAUGUUUACCGCAUGAUCCGGACUCACUUCCAGGGGAUUUUCCCUCCAAAACAGACGUCAACACCGCCUAUAUAUUUGGAGCUGAGUACCAGUUAAACUACCAACAGGUCGCCUACGAUGACGAUGUCCCAUGCGCAGUCUGCCACGCGUACACUUCCGCUUCCGCUAUUAUGAUUCCGGCAAAGCUGUCGUGUCCACACAACUGGAUCGUCCAGUACAAAGGAUUCCUUAGUGCAGAGAGGUCCGACUACUCGGGGUCAGACUAUAUUUGUGUGGCACUGGACGCUGAAUAUUUCGAGGGCACGCGCGCCGUUAACGCAGACGGCAGACUGAUUUUUCCCGUCAGAGCUAAAUGUGGGUCACUGCCAUGUCCCCCAUACACCGAGGGCCAGUAUGUGUCUUGUGUCGUCUGCUCCAAGUAACUGUCACGUGACUUUUGACGCGUGCAUGGACGAUGACGUUUCUGUUCUAUGUGAACGGCUUAUUUUUUGUAAUAUGUAAUUGUUUUCAACAAAUAAGAUUUUUGUUUUAUUUAAUAUACAA
This is a messenger RNA of Magallana angulata, 885 nucleotides long. Its product is annotated as short-chain collagen C4-like. The transcript is spliced from 3 exons. The record is from RefSeq and is a predicted model, not a curated record. The coding region runs from base 36 to 764 and encodes 242 amino acids. Lineage: Eukaryota; Metazoa; Mollusca; Bivalvia; Ostreida; Ostreidae.